Messenger RNA from Penicillium egyptiacum, 1239 nucleotides. NCBI's taxonomy places the organism in Eukaryota, Fungi, Ascomycota, Eurotiomycetes, Eurotiales, Aspergillaceae. The record is from the annotation of a GenBank genome assembly.
AUGUUCACCAAACAAUCUCUUCUCGCGUUCGUCGGGGCCCUGGCCCUGGCCGCGGCUACGACUAUCACUGAAGAGAACCCAACUCAGGCUGAGAUCGAUGCAGCCCGUGCUACGACCCUGCCUUACUCUCCUGUGUCAAACGUAACGGGUUUGGCUUUUAAUCGUUUCGUGGACAUCUGGCUCGAGAACACAGACUAUGAAGAUGCUGCUUCAGAUGAGAACCUGGCCAAGCUGGCUAAGGAGGGUAUCCUCCUGACCAACUACUGGGCCAUCUCUCACCCCUCGCAGCCUAACUACUGUGCUGCCGCCGGUGGUGACGCAUUCGGCAUGGAUAGUGACGACUUCCUACAGAUCCCCUCCAAUGUCUCAACUAUUGCCGAUCUGUUUGAUACCAAGCACAUCUCUUGGGGUGAAUACCAAGAGGACAUGCCCCAUGCCGGCUACCAGGGCAAGCGAUACCCCCUGGACGGUGCGAAGUCGUACGUGCGCAAGCACAACCCGCUGAUUCAGUUUAACUCGGUUACCGACGACGCCGUGCGCCCGCGCCAAAUCAAGAAUUUCACCACUUUCUACGAAGACCUGAAGCACCACAGCCUUCCCCAACACAUGUUCAUCACACCGAACAUGGUCAAUGACGCCCACGACUCCAACAUCACUUUCGCCGGCAACUGGACCGAUCGCUUCCUGUCUCCCCUGCUGAAGGACGAGUACUUCACCAAGGACAGCCUGGUGCUGCUCACCUUUGAUGAAAAUGACACCAAGCCCUACCCCAACCGACUCUUCAGCUUCCUGGUUGGAGGUGCUGUCCCGGAGCACCUGAAGGGCACAACCGACGACACUUUCUACACACACUACUCAAUGAUCGCCUCCAUGUCUGCUAACUGGGGUCUGCCCUCGCUUGGCCGCUGGGAUUGUGGCGCCAACCUGCUGAAGAUGGUCGCUGACAAGACCGGCUAUGUCAACUGGGAAGUUGAUACCAGCAAUGUCUACCUCAAUCAGACUUACCCUGGCCCUAUGUCGACCAAAGGCCACUAUUCCUCCAAGUGGCCCGUUCCUGCCACCAAGGGCGGGUGCUCUGCCGGCCAUGGUGUUGCUGAGAUUGUGAAGAAUACCUACGACCGUCUUCAACCCACCUACAACUACACCAGCCCUGUGCCGUAUGACGCGGCCAGUGGAAACAACGUCGGCAUCAAGUACCACCGUACCCUGGUAUGCGCCCUUUGUUUUUCUUCCCUUUGA